Molecule: messenger RNA, 819 nt
Organism: Dentiscutata erythropus
Lineage: Eukaryota; Fungi; Glomeromycota; Glomeromycetes; Diversisporales; Gigasporaceae
Source: the annotation of a GenBank genome assembly
AUGAAUCAUUAUUCACAUAUUAAAAAGCAUAAAACUACAAAUAAAAAAAUAUUUUAUACACCAAUUAAGGAUCUAAAUGAAAUUGAAAACCUUGAAUUUUACGUUCAUCAACUUUUUAAUCAUGCGUUCAAUGGCAGUAUAGGCGCUCCAAUUCAUGAAAAACUGCGAACUGGUGCUAAAGCUGCCGUUGAGUAUCCAAAUUCGAAGUUCUACGCAGUUGAUUUUACCACGAAAAAUUCUAUUAAAAAUAUUACAUUUCUUAAUUGUGAUAUUAAUCAAAAACUACCAUUUCCUGAUAAUGAAUUUGAUUAUAUUUUUUCUAGAAAUAACCCAAUUUUUUUUACAAAGGAUAAUUUUCAAGGAUUUUUAUUUGAGGCACUUAGAGUAUUAAAACCAGGUGGUUGGUUAGAAGUUGGGCAAUCAGUUCGUAUUUAUCAAUCUGUUCGUGGGCCGGCCCUCACACGAUUAGAUAACGCAAUCAUUUCGUGGUCUGAGAAAUAUGGAUUUAACCCUGAUCUAAUAUUAAACUUAGAAGAUCACCUUCAAAUGAUUGGAAAAACCGAAUUUAUAUCAUCUCGAACAAUAGACUUAUCUGCUGGAAACGAUUAUUUUGGAGAGUUUUCUUAUGAAAUUUUUUCAUAUUAUAUAAAACUUUUGAAAGAAUUUAUUGCUCCUAUUAUGAGAAUUUCAUUUGAAGAAUAUGAUCGCUUGGUAGAAGAAAUUGGAAAUGAAAUGAAAGAACGAUGUGGCGAAAUAUAUGUUAAACACAAAAAAAUAAUUGCAAGAAAGAAAGAUAUGGGCAUUCUUAAAGAUGCUUAA